Molecule: messenger RNA, 7826 nt
Organism: Phodopus roborovskii (desert hamster)
Lineage: Eukaryota; Metazoa; Chordata; Mammalia; Rodentia; Cricetidae
Gene: Znf652
Product: zinc finger protein 652
Exons: 6
Coding region: 416-2251 (611 amino acids)
Biological process (GO): regulation of transcription by RNA polymerase II
Cellular component (GO): nucleus
Molecular function (GO): DNA-binding transcription activator activity, RNA polymerase II-specific; RNA polymerase II cis-regulatory region sequence-specific DNA binding
Source: RefSeq, a predicted model, not a curated record
AGGCCGGGUCUGAGGAGCGGCCCAGAGCGCAGACGUUGGGCAGGGGGAGGGGCCGGCCCGGCGGGCGGUGGGGACUGGAGCGACGCGGCUCGGCGACAGGCCCCCGCCGCAGGGAUGGGCCGCCGAAGCGGCGGCGGCGGCGGCGGCGGCGGCGGCCCGGAUAAGAUGUUCCAAGUUCCUUGUAGCUCCCUUCGGAAGAAAAUCAGGAGUGCUUCGAGCUCUUGCCAUGAGAACAGCCCUGUCUGACUUUCACGUUGGUGCUGCAGUACUGGAAGACUCGCACACCAGCUCUGGGAGUUUCUCGUUUCCACUGGAGUGGUUUGUUCUCUGUGAAUGGAGAAAGAUUUGAGUCUUAAUUGCCCUGUUUUCACAGUUUUCUCUAUAGCCGAAACUCUAUAGUUGGAACUACUUCCCAAUGAGCUACCCAGCCAGUCCUUGUCAGGAGCUGGCUGAGAACUGUGCAGUACAUGCCCCAGGAAUGGCACAGGAAGAGAGCCAUCGGAGUCAGGCGCCACCGGCCUUCUACCAUGGUGCCAGCCAGGAGCUCGACCUGUCCACCAAAGUGUACAAAAGGGAGUCUGGAAGCCCUUAUUCUGUGCUAGUGGACACCAAGAUGAGCAAACCACAUCUCCACGAGACCGAGGAACAGCCAUAUUUCAGGGAGACAAGGGCGGUGUCUGAUGUGCACACUGUCAAGGAAGACCGGGGGAAUUCUGAUGACACGGAAGAAGAGGAGGAAGUCUCUUACAAAAGGGAGCAGAUCAUAGUGGAGGUAAACCUUAAUAAUCAAACAUUAAAUGUAUCUAAAGGGGAAAAGGGUGUCUCUUCUCAGUCCAAAGAGACUCCUGUUCUUAAGACAAGCAGCGAGGAAGGGGAGGAAGAGAGUGAGGAGGAGGAGGCCACAGACGACAGCAAUGACUACGGAGAGAACGAACCGCAGAAGAAAAAGGAGAAGCGAGUGGAGAAAGCCAGGGUUACACAAAGGCGAACUCGAAGAGCUGCCUCUGCUGCCGCAGCUGCCACUUCCCCUAUACCUCGCACAACCCGGGGCCGUAGGAAGAGUGCAGAGCUACCUAAGCGGAAGAAGCGGGCCACCAAGGAGCCCAAAGCUCCAGUCCAGAAAGCUAAGUGUGAAGACAAAGAGACCCUGACCUGUGAGAAAUGUCCCAGGGUCUUCAAUACUCGCUGGUACCUGGAGAAGCACAUGAACGUAACUCACAGGCGCAUGCAGAUCUGUGAUAAAUGUGGCAAGAAGUUUGUCCUGGAAAGUGAGCUGUCCCUUCACCAGCAAACAGAUUGUGAAAAAAACAUUCAGUGCGUUUCCUGUAACAAAUCCUUCAAGAAACUCUGGUCCCUUCAUGAACAUAUCAAGAUUGUUCACGGAUAUGCAGAAAAAAAAUUUGCCUGUGAGAUUUGUGAGAAGAAGUUCUAUACCAUGGCUCAUGUUCGGAAACACAUGGUCGCACAUACAAAAGACAUGCCGUUUACAUGUGAAACCUGUGGAAAGUCUUUCAAGCGGAGCAUGUCACUCAAGGUGCACUCCUUGCAGCAUUCCGGAGAGAAACCUUUCAGAUGUGAGAACUGUGAUGAGAGGUUCCAGUACAAGUACCAGCUCCGCUCCCACAUGAGCAUCCACAUUGGACACAAGCAGUUCAUGUGCCAGUGGUGUGGCAAGGACUUCAACAUGAAGCAGUACUUCGAUGAACACAUGAAGACACACACUGGAGAGAAACCUUUUAUCUGUGAAAUCUGCGGCAAAAGCUUCACCAGUCGACCCAACAUGAAGAGGCACCGCCGAACUCACACAGGCGAGAAGCCUUACCCCUGUGAUGUGUGCGGCCAGCGGUUCCGCUUCUCCAACAUGCUGAAGGCUCACAAGGAGAAGUGCUUCCGAGUGACCAGCCCAGUGAACGUGCCACCAGCUGUCCAGAUCCCUCUGGCCUCAGCACCUGCCGCCCCCGCUCCUGCUCCAGCUGUGGCCAACACUCCCACGAGCCCAGCCCCUGCAGUCAGUAUGAACCCCGUGGGUGGCGCGCUUCCCACAAGGCCCGUCCCGCACCCUUUCUCGCACCUGCACAUCCACACACAUCCUCACCAUGCGCACCACCUUCCCAUCCCACCCGUGCCUCACCUGCCCCCACCUCCAGCCCUCUUCAAGAGUGAGCCCCUAAACCACAGAGGCCAGAGUGAUGACAACUUCCUGAGGCACCUGGCAGAGAAGAACAGCGCUGCCCAGGCUCAGCAUCAUUAGUGCCAGCCGGAGUGACAUCCCCACGGUGAGUUGGCAGAGGGGGUGCAUCCGUGCCUCUCUGCAGUCUCCUUGUCACCACCGCCUCCUUCAGGCCCUUUGCCGUUGUUCUGGCCUGGCCGACCAUCAGACUGACCGGAGACAGUGAGUGGGCAAGAAGACUGCCCUCGAAACCAGGGGAAGCACCAAACUAAAGCCCAAUUUGCUUGCAUUUUCUGAUGACUUUUAUAAAUUUCAGAUACUCAGACUGUGGGAUUUUAUAAUUUCAUAUCAGCGGAUGAGGUAUGCUUGCUUUCAUAUCCUGGUCUUCUCCUCAAAGAGGGGACAGGCCCGGUUUCCUUUAUACUAAUCGGGAAGGCUGUGAGAUUAAUCCGGAGCAUUAACUGUUAUCACUGUGUAUUGUAAUGAAUUCUUUUCAGCUUUUGGUGCUGGCUGCGGUCGAGCUGGCCACGUUUCACACAAUAUCAAGCAUUAUAGAGAAGAUGGGAAUUUUCUUCUUUGUGUAGCUCUUUUAACACACUCUUUAUUUUACUACAGAAAUUAUUUUAGAGUUUUUGUAUAGACUUUAGUAGUCUGUUUCUAAAAUGAAAUGUAUUUCAAUAAGCUGUGUAAUUUUUUCAGUGUAGCUAAACCCAUGUUGUAAAAUAGAUAAAUUUUUUAUAAUCAUCAAAAUGUGAUUCUUAAAGAUGCAUAUAACUUCUAUUUCAAAUUUAUUCUUACAUCCCUACAACUCAAAGGUGCUUCUGAGACUGGGUGAGGGUCACCAGACCAGGUUACUACAAAAGCAAGAUCCAUAAGUACUUAGUAACUUGAAAACCUUUGCUGGGCAUUCGGUCCAUCAGGCUCACUGACAUGCUCCUCUGUGGAGUCGGUGAGGUGGUGCGCUGGAAGAGGGUCCCCCAAAGCUUGCCUGGUUUGAAAAUGUGAGUAACAUUGUGAAUAGCUUCAGAAGGAAGUGACAGAGGUUCCCUUUGAUCACACCUGUCUCUCACUUCUCUUAGGAACUGUGUCAUGCUCAGCUGACUCAGAGAUAAAUUGGAAUCUCUUAUUUUGAGGUUGCUGUGUUUUCCAAGAGUUGUUAGGAGAAGCUAAAAUGGCGAACUGAAAUCACAAACGUAGUUGCUGAUAGUGGCUGAGAAAUGUGGGUGAGAAGACAAAUUGGCUUUUUACGUUUUAAAAUGUGUGCAUUCUCUAAAGUGUAGGUGUCCAGAACUGACUGCAUCUGCCAUUUAAACUGUAGUGAGAGGGAACCCCCAAGUACUGCUGGCCAUCUUUUGCAGAUAGGUGUGGUAGCAGCAUCCUAGAUGAGGAAGGAGCCACACCCCUGCCUCUGCCUCUGGGCAACUCACUCGGUCAAGAUUUGGGGAACUUCUGGAGUAUUGCCUCCCCGGAAUGUGUUAUACGGAAGGUUAAAGAGAAGGGGCUGACAUAGUGGUUUCAGUUAGCUGGCAAGUAUGGGCAGCAGAUCUACACAUUUUAUACUUCUUUACCUUAGGCUGAGUUCCUCUUCUCUCCUUUUUACAAAAUCUCAGAAUUCCCUCAUCUCUUUUUCCCCAGGCUCUUAAAUCAGAAUCUUAGCUGUUAUUUAUUUACCUUUGGUAUUAAAUGUGCAGAUAUGUGUCAUGUACUUUUUUCUAGCCACUUAACUCUGCAGUAGGGACACAUGGACUCUGGAUUGAGGUUAGGUUCCUGCUUUUUAAGUAUCACACUCUACAUUAGUUUUUUGGUUUAGUAUUUCUAGAUUUACUCCAGUUUUACCAUUGUCUUCUGUCAUUCGUAGGAAAAAUUGUGUGCUGAGACAGAAAAGUAUCUCAGGACACAUACUUCCUCCAGUUCAAGGUAUAAAUUUGAAUUAAUGGUAGUUGUAAUAUUUGCAUACAUUCUUGCAGCCCCCAUAUGCCCAAGCCAAAUAAGGAACCCAGUUCCUUGUUUCUGACUGCUGUGGCUUUAGAGGCUCUCUAUUCACCUCCACCCCUGCCUUUGCAUCCCACUGGCAGUCUGCAAAUCUACACUUUAUGCAGACAUACCAAUAUUUCAUGGUUGAACCUAUAAUAUUAAAAUAUUUUUGUCAAAAAGGUAUAAACUGUAGCUUAGUUAAUUGGUUAUAUCUUAUUUUGUACUAAUAAUUUUACAAUAUUGGGCAGAGAUUCUGAAUUCUAGACUUAAGGAUGUUGAAUCAACCAUUUUGUGGUUAUACUACGAAUACCUCCUGAAAAAUUCAGGUAGUCAGUUCUGAUUUUUUUAUUCAAAUAACUAUAGCCAUAAGAAACUGUCUGUUACAUAGAGAAUCCAGUAGUAGCUCAAUAACCACCACUAUCCUUAACAGAAGCAGGAAAAAAGGAAUUUUUAAAAAUGAAUUAGCACUGUUGCACUGUGUAAUUCUUACUGAAAUAUAUUGUGGAACAAUCUAGAAAUGCCAUUUUUUUCCUGGAUAUCUUCCCUACUUGGAAUUUGUAGGAACCCUGCUCUAAAAAAGUGACUCUCCUCAGUGUCACGUGUGAAUAAUGAUCAUAUGCAUAACGAACCCACACAGAGACACUUCUUAGUGCAGGGCCACAGGGUUGAGCCUUAAACGUGCGGGUGCAUUGGCUUAACGUGCUCAAGACUCAACUCAGGGUUGAAAUGUGCUGUGCUUGAGGUCCACUACUAAGAUAAAAGUUGUGUUGUGUGGUGUGUUCUCUCACGUGUACUCAGUACCCCACGAGGUUCUGCAGAACUUGUCCAGUUCUUGUUAUCUGUUAUAAAAAAAAAAAAAAAAAAAAAAAAAAGCCGGGGGAGUUUAAGUUCUAGGUCCAGAUCUAUACUUUGGUCUUGUAGAGACAUAGGCCACAUUUCAGAAUAACAGAUAUUAAAAUGAGGCUUUCUUGUUGUCAUUUUGUACUAUCUUCAAAGUCCUAUAUCAUCACAAGGAUUCCUUUAUUUUCAAAUGGUUUUUAUUGUUGCAAGAUUAUUUACUUAUAUGUAGACCAGACUAGCGUCAAACUCACAGCCUGUGGAGUGAACCACAACAGCAAAUACCCAACAUCUUUUAGUUGUCUUUUUUUUUUUUUUUUUUUUUCUUUCUUUCUUUUUGAGAAAUGGUCUCACUAAAUACCUGAGCUGGCCUUGAGCUCCCUAUGUGGAUCAUGGCAGCCUCAGACCAGUGACUCCCCUCAGCCUCCCAAAUGCUGGGAUUACGGAUGCCUACUUCAUCCUGCCUGGCUUCCACAAGGAUGCUUUUGAGUUGGCAUUACAUUUUUAGAGGUUGGGUUGUGCAUCUUUUGUCCUUUUCUCAUAGAUUUAUUAUUUGGAUACAAACUUUUUUAGCCUAAUGAAAGGCUGCUGCUCUCAAAUUGAAUCAGGUAGGCUCAUACUGGGUUAGAUUUUAAAACUGAAUGAAAAGAAGAUGAACCAUUUAAAGGCAUGUGGCUUCAUUUUUCUAUGUAUUAUUUUUUUUAACUUGAUUCUUAUUUUUAGCAAAUGGGGAAGUCUCCACAUAAAACUUUAAUAAAGUUCAAAGAAACCUUUGAAUAUCAUUUCCAUGUACUGUCUUAGUAACCUUCUGACCAGUCCUUCAGCAUGGGCCCUUUCUGGAGUUGCCUUGUCUAAGAACUUUGUCUGCUGAAAUUGUCUUUCUGAGCUUGACCCCCUCCUGCCACUACUAACCAGAGGCAAACUCUCUUUAAAGCUUUGAAUUUUUAACUUCUUGAGUUUUUUUCAGUUUUUAUUAUUGUUGAAUGGAUAUGUGUUUAGUUUUAUUUUUAUCUGACUGGAAAUCGUAAGACUAUAAAGUAGAGAACUCCAUUGCAGGGUGAGAGUGAGUGAGUGAGUGAGUGAGUGAGUGAGUGAGUAAUAAAUCCACAUACAUACACAUAUAUAUGGUAUAUAUGUGUGCAAACAUUUAUAUGUACAUAUAUGUACAUGCAGAUUUUGGUUAGGAAAACACACUGUGGUAGGUGAGUUUUUGUGUUAAAGAGAAAAACUAAAACUUGCAUUAAAAGAACCUGUUUUAGUUAAAGGAACCCUCUGUUUAAGCUACUGUAUGGAAAUGCCACUUUUGUUACUUUGAAUGGUCCCCAUGAUAGGGAUUUUGAUGCUGUUCCAAACUGUACGUGGAACACUUCAUGGAAGGAGAGUAUGUUAGAUCUAACCAUUUUAUCAACUUAAAAAAAAAAAAAUCAGCUGUGAUUCUUAAACCUCUAAGCUGAGCAAGGAAUUAUCAGGUUUUAAGUUGUUUUCUUAAACUAAGUUAGAAAAUUUCUCCAAAGUUCUGUCUCUCCAUCCUUUUUCCUCUGGUCAUUAGCCAUUAGGAAUAGUGGCAUUGUUAUGCAAUAACAACUCACUAGCUAGUCUGCUUCUGUCAUCUGUAGCAUUCAUGAGAAGUGAUGCUGACCUUCCAACCCUGGAACUACCUCGAUAAAGCAACCCAGAGAUCCUCGCAUACACUUUCUAUGGAAGCCAUAAAUGCUGUCAAUAUGUCCACCUUCGCAGUCUAUACUUUUAUACUUGAUAGACUUUUUUUUUAUAGAAUUAUAAUCAGACCUUUUCAUCUUGGACAAAAGCUUUUUCAGGACUCCAAGGAAAAUCAAAUUCCCUAAAUGUCCCAACUUUGAAGCUCUAGCUUCAGUAAAUUUGUUUAAAGAACUAGAUGCCAUGUCAUUCAAAAACAAAACAUAUGUUUAAAUCAAAACUACUUUGCAGACCUACAUACCUACAUAUUCUGAAAAAAAAAAAAAAAAUUCCUUUUUCUUGUUCCCUAAGUCAAGGCCGUGUUGUGUGAUAAAGUGGGUCUUCCCACCCCAUUAACUCAGUGUUCCUGGUUGAUUCUUGCAUAGUGACAGUUUUCCUAGAGUUGUUUCUAUUCCUGUAGCACAGGCGUGAGUAGUACCUAUUUGUCUGAUUGAUCGAUCCCUCUGCUGUUGUGUGCAGCUUUAGUCUCCAUCACUCUGCUCUCGAGUGCCUUCAAAAAGCCCAUGUCCUGGAACCUUCUUUCCCUGGUCUAGAUCCUACCUCUGAUUGUUUCAUUCUCCAUGAGUGUUGGAAUUCACUCCUAUUCCAAAGGGCUUAACUACAAACUUGCUGAAACCUGGCAGAGGAUUGUAAACACAGUUGUGCUCUCUUCCCCCAUGUCACUGCUGAGUUACCCUUGUAGCUCCUCUUUAUAUCUUACUGCCCGAGUACGACACUUCUAGUUCUUGUCCUUUGCCCUCUUUCUAUCCUCUCACUACACGCAGGCUGGGCGUCAGCCAGUGUGUUCCUGGGCCAUCUUUUUCUCAUCUGCAGUCUUCCUGGAUGCCUAACCUCUGGAAUUAAAGGAAUACUGAAUGCUGCUGUUGCUACACAUUCUCUCUCUCAUAAAUGUUACAGGGUUCCUCCUGUGAUCUUAGUUUAGUCAUAGGAAUUUUAAAGUGCCCGGGGUUUAACAAGAGUCCUUUAUUGAUUUUGUUUUGUUUUGUUUGGAUCGGCUGCUCAUCCAGCCACCUGUCCCCUCGCAAACCCCAGUUUAUUUGCUUUUCUAGUUGUCCUCUUAUAAGUCAUUUAAAAAGUGUAAUUGGUGUAUAAUAUAUGAAAGAUGUAAUAAAAAGGAAGCUGAAGUGUG